This is a messenger RNA of Myxozyma melibiosi, 796 nucleotides long. RefSeq lists its product as uncharacterized. Lineage: Eukaryota; Fungi; Ascomycota; Lipomycetes; Lipomycetales; Lipomycetaceae. The coding region runs from base 59 to 796 and encodes 245 amino acids. The record is from RefSeq and is a predicted model, not a curated record. The transcript has 2 exons.
CUUUCUUCAGCUCCGCACCGUUCUCAUCAGCUCUCCAACACUCGAAAUCAGCUACAGCAUGUCAGAUACUCUCCCGACUACAGAAAAGCCAGCGGUGACCGCCCCCCCAGCAACCGGCCCGGUGUCGGCCAAAGACCGCAUAAUCACGCACAUGAACAAAGACCACGAGCUCUCUCUGCGCGACUACCUGACUUUCUACAAAGGCAUUGUACCUUCGCGCAACGUGCAGCUCAAAGACAUCACGCUCGACAAACUCACAAUCUCCUACGAACUCAUCCACAACCGCGGCAUCGACGAGCUCGAGGCGGUGAUUGACCUCACGCCGCCGAUGAAGAGCAUGGCCGAGGCGCGCGACGUGCUUGUCGGAAUGGCGCUGCAGGCGUCCGAGGGACUCGGAUACGCUACCGUCACGCCUGUGGAUGCGUUCUUGCCGCCGACAGCGCGGUCGGUGCCAAUCAUCCUCUCCAUCCUCGCGGGGAUCUACUACGUCUUUGUGAACUCGGCCGCGCUCGACAACCCAAACUCGGUGCUGCGCCAGUACAAGCUGUAUGACUACGAAUUUGUGCCGACGUUGAUCAAGGCGGGCGUGUAUCUGGCGCUGAUAUACCACGUCGGCGAGGCGCUUGUUCUAUUUAUCUGGACGGGAGCGUAUCGCGUGCCGUCGCUGAAGCGCAUGGCGUGGGUGGUGUCGGGGUUUUUCGAGGGAUGGCCUGCGCUUGCGCGGUUCCGGUCGCUGAUGGAGGAGAAGGAUAAGGCGAGUGCGAAGACGAAGGAGAACGAGCAUAAGGCUGAGUAG